Ectocarpus siliculosus is the source of this 1981-nucleotide messenger RNA. NCBI's taxonomy places the organism in Eukaryota, Phaeophyceae, Ectocarpales, Ectocarpaceae. The record is from the annotation of a GenBank genome assembly.
AUGAGCUGCAAAUUUUUCGCUUCGGUCGGCCUGAUGGCUCUGGUCGACACAGCGGCCGGCAACUACGUGGAGUACACGACCUAUGAGAACGGCGGCUGCGUAACUGCUCUCUCCGUCAGCGUCUACACCGGAGUGCCAACGGUCAACGGCGUGCAAACCGCAGACAUGUGCCUCGAGUACGAGGGGACCGCAGAAAGCACCAGCGUGGCGUCCAGCCUGACGGACCAACAGGGUCUCCUCUCGCUCAUGCACGUGUGCAACACGACCGACCCGGGACAGCUGACGAGCACCUGGUACUCCACGGACGACUGCGACGAGACGGCCGUGGCCUACGAGUUCAGAGAGGAUGCGACCUGCGGCGUUUCCUGCACGGAUGUUGAGCCUGACUAUGGGACGGACGACUUCGAGGAGGCCACGAUAACUUUCUACGACACUUCCGACUGCAGCAAUGCCACGGACACCGAGGUCUACGCCAUGGCCGAUCUGUACGAGCUCUAUGAAGUGGCGGACGGGACGUCUUGCAGCGCGUCGGGGGACUUCGACCUAUACACGGUCAUCCAGUGCAGUGACGGCUCCCCUGCCGCGGUGUACUACGAGGACGCCACCUGUGCCGGGGACGCCGUGGGCAUGACCUACAACCCCGGGUGCGCUGCCGUCCCCAGCAACGGCACGUACCCGGGAGACUAUUUCAUGGCGGAGUGCACGGAGGAGACCGCCGCGGUUGAGGACGACGAUACGGAGGUUGAAGAAGACGGGGCCACCAACUCCGCGUUUUCUCGCUUCGGACUCGGGUCCACGCCCGCAUUCUUCGUGUCAUGUGGCGUUGCGGCUGCCAGCGUUGCUAUAACAACCAACGUCUUCUUUGCCCGUUUUUAAUCGUGGUGUGACCCUGGGUCCGUGAGUAGGGCGAGCAUGUUUUUUGCUUGCCGGUUGUUCAAGGCUAUUUUAUUCUGUUGUUUGUGGUGGUGCUGUGGUUGUUGUCGAGGUUUGAUGCUUGGCCACGCGGGUGACAAGCAGGUUUAGUUGGUUCCGCAAACAAAGUUGCUGGCAGUUUUCGUGAAAACGAGGGGGUGUGAAGAUUAUUAGGGUGACCCUCGCGGUCCGGUGCUCGCGCAAUGGCUGAGCCCCCGCGUGUAGAGUUUGUUGUGGGGUCAACAUUGCUGCCGUGCACUCAUUACAUAUCACAAGAAGGCUUGUUGGUGGCCAGGAGUGGCCUGACAACCCACCGUAAUUUGGUUGCCUUAUAUAGAAAUAGUAUUUGUUUUGGUGAUUGUGAGUAUGUUCAGAUCCCGCGUGCCUUGUGCCGGGCGGCUCCAGCGAGCUCUUGCGGUAUGUAGGUAAAGUGGUCCGAUUAUAUAUGGCACGGCGUGGCCGCCACAAUGUAGUGCUGCCGAUCGCCCUCUUGUGCCUGAAUCGGAUGUGGCCUUUGUUUGAUUCGAAUGUUAUUCGCGCGGAGAUUUGUCGUGUUCCGCCCCAUUGAUGCUUGGCGGCUAGGCUACACCUUUCCAAGGUACAAAGACAAGUGUAUUCUAUUGUAUUUGAAGCAUUGAUCGCAGUCACACAGGAAGAAGUCUCCACCGUUUGCUGUUGAUGCUUGUCUUCUUGAAUUGCUGCUACGUUCUGCGUCGUUUGACUGAAAUAUCGUCGGGGCAAAACAGACAGCUUGGUGCGACCCGGGCCUGAGUGACUCGCUGGUUGUCGUGCUCGUUGUCGAGGUGGUUGAUGGAACUGACGAUAGUCUUGUGAGUUCAAGCUGCUGUGGUGGAAAGCCGACAUCAGCAUCACUGUGUCGAGCUGAUGAUGCAUCUACCCGUAGGCGGGAAAGGUGUGCCGGCUAGAGAUUGAUGUUGCGAGCACAGAUGUGAGCUCGAAGUAGCAGCGGAUGGUAUGAGGUUCAAACAACUCCGCGAAGAAGAGAGGGCCUCCCGGGAAGACACUAUACGGAGUGGGAGAAGCUAAAAGAACUGCGAAUAAGUUCGAU